AUGCCCAUUUCCGCGAUGUGCCCCGAGGACAACUCCGCAGCCACGGAAGGGGAUGAAAAGUUCACUAGUUUCGUUUGCAAGUUAGAGGCCGAUUAUAUGUGCCCUUGCAAUACACGACUAUAUUACUGUUCUGAGGUUUGUCAGGUCUCACAAUUUGGCUAUGCCGGUCUAAUUGUGGAGACUUUUUUCUGUUCAGUUCUGGAGAAUGUUGGACUUGCAGAUACGAGGUAUGAUAUACCUGUAGCGGCCGUACCGGAAGCAAGGGAGAGACGAGAUGCUCAUGCGCGUGGUAAAGCAGACACUGUGUGCGCCGCUCAGGGUUUCGCUACUGGGAAAGCGUGUGCACCUUCGCACACACCACCCACCGCUGAGUCAAAGGUUGGAGCGGACAGGCGUUCAGAUUGUACGCAACCGGUGGAACUACAGUCACCUGGGCACUCGCAGGUCGAGUCUAUGCUGGCGUGUGCUACAAAGCCACAGACCGUCAGGAAGGAGAACGCGGCAAGUGAUAGUAUAUGUGUGCUAGCGAACACUACGGCGCAGGUCGAGUCAGGCCAAUCGGAUGCAAUCAGAUGGCAAGAAGUUCGGUACCGGCGCGUUGGUGGAUGUGACUGA
Messenger RNA from Sphaeroforma arctica JP610, 615 nucleotides. RefSeq lists its product as hypothetical. Bases 1 to 615 code for a protein of 204 amino acids. The transcript has 3 exons. The record is from RefSeq and is a predicted model, not a curated record. NCBI's taxonomy places the organism in Eukaryota, Ichthyosporea, Ichthyophonida.